ACCAACAAAAAAAGAAGUGUUUAUUUGCCAGUUGACUAAAACUAUCUUUCAAUAGCCAUGGACUUGACUUUUUCAUGUAAAAAAGAAGACAAAGACUUGGAUCGGUUGAUAAUGGAUAAUGAACUUGACAAGCUCUAUCAAAGUUUUAAUAAUUAUAAGAAAAAGAGGUCCAUGGAUGAUAUAGAUCCUGUAGAUUUUAUGGACAAGUACUUGGCGCAAAAUAAUUAUGAUGCACAAUCCACUAUUAUGCAAAUUUCUAGUGACUUUGAAGCGUUUGAAAGAAAAGAGUUGCCUUCAACAACCAAAACGUCAAUAGAGUUCAAUAACAAUAUUGAUCAAUUGGGAGAAAAUAAUGUACAUGAGUUUGAGAGGAUGGUCGAAGAAAUGGAGCACUCUAGCAUUGUGCAUCCAUCUUACACUCCUUUUGUAUGUUAUAAUGUUGCGUGUUAUGAAGGAGAUGGCGGGCAAUUGAUCAGUGGCUCUUCGAAUUAUGAUCAUGAUGCACAAUCAAGUAGUAUUAUGCAAAUUUCCAAGGAUUUUGAAGAAUUUGAAAGAAUAAAACUUACUCCAGCAACAAAAACAUUAAUAGAUUUCAAUGACAAUACCGAUCAAUUGGGAGAAGAGACUGAAAGGAUGAUUGAGGAAAUGUCCUCAAGUAGCAAUGUACAUCCAUCUUAUAAUGCUUUUGGCCUCGCAAAUGAUUCAUCGAGCCCUGUUAUAAGGUACUUUUUCUGUGGCCAAACUAGCAAUGUGGCUAAGGUUAAUAACCAUCGCAGAAAGAGGCAGAAAAGGAAAUAUAGAGGAGUCGUAAUGAGUGAAGAACAGAGGCUUCUCAAAAUGGCUAAACAAAAAAUUAAGAACAGAGAGGUUGCAGCUAGAUCACAUGAGAUGAGACUGGCUCGUGAAGCAUAUUUGGAGUCUCAACAUUUGGAGCUUCUUAUGCAGAAUGAUUUCUUGAAAAAAAUGGUUACGUUUUUGGAAGAUCAUAAGAGAGUAAAUGUGCCGCCUGAACCAUUGAGGAGGACCAUCUCAGGACCGGUGUUGAUUCAAUGAAAUUAGUGCACAAUGGAAUUGAAUGGGUGGAAAAAGUUAGGUAAGUGAAGAAGCACAAGAGGAAAAUGCCAAGGAAAAAAAAAAGGGAAACAAAAACCUAUCCUUUGUUGGCUCAUAAGUGGCUGAAAAUAACUUAUUUUCAG
Molecule: messenger RNA, 1196 nt
Organism: Solanum dulcamara
Lineage: Eukaryota; Viridiplantae; Streptophyta; Magnoliopsida; Solanales; Solanaceae
Exons: 3
Coding region: 58-1053 (331 amino acids)
Source: RefSeq, a predicted model, not a curated record